AUGUUGAAUAAUCAAUCGAGCUACUUUCUGAAACUAUCAACUCAACCAAUUAUUUUCGAGCCGAUCAGUAAUGGCACCAGUGUGUUCUAUGACAAAGAUAAUCAACAGUUGUUUUGCGUUCGCGGUUCUGGUGCAAUGGAAGAAAAUACCGAUAGUUUUCGUUUUACUCGACGUAAAAAACAAAAUCGUCGCACGAUACCUGUCAAUCCUCCAAUCGAAUCAUCCAUUUUCGAUCCGGAGCAAUUACUUAAAAAUCUCGAAAAUAAAAUUCAAUUGAUUCGAUCGAGUUAUUUCUGGUCACAAUUCCAAGAACGCCUUCAGCAGUGGAUCUAUCGUCAAUCGACAUCGAUUGAUAUUUUAUGUUACGGUCUUGGUCAUAUCAAUCAAUCUCUCUCCUCACAAUAUCAAUACGCGCUACUGAAAGUGAUCGAAGAACGUUUCGAAGAUCGAAUUCAGAUUAUUUACCUGUAUGAUCCGAUUUGGACCAACGAUGAAUACACUUUUCUCGAGAAGACAAACCAAUGCUCUAAGUACGAGCUUAUUCGAGAGAAUAAUCAAGCUUUUCAAACCAUCGUUCGACCGUCCUUGUUCUACAUACCGUUUUGUUCCAAGCCAAUUCACAAUAACCUUCUCUACUCAAACUGGACGAAAGAGAAAUUGAAAGAAAUUGUGAUAUUCGGAAAUAGUCUGGAGAGAUUCUCCAACGAAGUUCAAUUUGACGAGAAUAAAUACUACUACAUUUAUCAAAGCACAAGUUUUUCAAUUGAACUAUCCUUACCAUUAUUCGAACAUUAUACCAAUGCCUUUCAUGAACAAGUCUUUACGACAUUUGAUCGAACCGAGAUUCCUAUCAUCAACGAAAAACUCAUCCGAUCAUCAAAACGCGAUAAACAGAAGAAAACUUCACUACCUAAAACUACUAUUGAACAAGUGUCCGAAGAAAUCUGGUUCAUGAAUAUCAAACCAGUUUAUUCGAACGAUGAUGAAAUUGUUAAUAAAAAUAACAUGUUUGUUCUUGUUCGUUUUAGGUGUGACUAUAAAGGUGCGAUUCAAUCGAUUAAAUUCAAUCCUGAUCUUUCGGUCUUAGCGAUAAAACUGCCCACAUCACCUCGUUCACCCUCGUCAUCAAUGGCAACUACAGCAACUAUUCUUCAACCUGACACGAUCGAGUAUUCGCAAUUAUCGAAAACAAAAGCAAGUAAACUAUACGAUUUCAAUUGGUUAUCUGAUAAAGAAAUUGUCUUUGUGACUGAUCUUUCACUGGAACAUUACAUCUUAAGUGCAAAACAACGAACUUUGCGACAAUUGAAAACGCAUGAACUUAGCAAUAUUCAUUGGCAGUUGUUUUCACGCGAAAUGAAUCUUUUAUUGAUAUCAGCUGGUACACCAUCAGGCAAUUCAUUGAUUCCAUUUUCAUUCCAUAAGACACAGCAACAGCAAUUAGUUAAACUACCGAAAUUUGAAGUUGAUUUACCUCAAGUGACAAACCUACGUUCGAAUUCUACGGCAUCCAGUGCAACGAAUCAAUCAACAAGUAAACGAUGCAAUGAAUUGACAGAACGAGAUUGUAUGUUAGCAAAUAUCUAUGGCAAAUCAUAUCUUUUCAUUGUUCGACAAUUGUUUCGAGUUGCUGGACAAGGAUCGAUUGAGGUCGUUCUCUACCAGAUCGAAGAUGAUCAUAAACCUGCUCAAAAACGUCAUAUUCUACGCUUGAACCUACAUGGUAGAUGUGCAUUAAACGUUGUAGAUAAUCUAAUCUUGAUUCAUCAUCAACCGACAACUUCAUGCUAUAUUUAUGACAUUGAAGAUAAAUCAACGUCACAAUAUGAUGGAUUUCAAACUUUACACGAACCUUUACUUUCGCAACUAUUAAUUCAACCGGUAAAUGUUAAUUGGCAAUUACUUUCCUCGACGAUGUCAACCGCACCAGCAACUAUUGAACUAUAUUCAUCUAACUGGAUUGUGUUCUUACCUAAUGUCAUCAUUGAUGUCAAAAUGGGUUGUUUGUGGUACUUAUUAACCAAUCUGGAUUAUUUACUAGAUAAUAUACCUGAUCGACUACUUUUGAUCGAUAUUUUAUUACGACGAACAAGUGGUAAAGCAUCUAUCUUGACUUUAUUGCGAACAUUACUAACAAAUGUCACUGCACCUGUUCAAAUUGACUCGAAUAAUGUUUCGAACAUAAGCUCGAGUCAUGUCUUAGAUUUGUGGAUUGAAAUGAUUGACCAUAUCAAUCGUGUUUUUAUCGAAAACUCUCCUAAUCGUCCUCUACUAGAUCAAUCAGACAUAUUUUCCGUUCUUUCACUAUUUUCUACUAUCGCGUCCAUAUCAGCGACAGGUAGUUCGACAAAAUACCAUCGUUCAUUAUCGAUCACCUCGAAUGAUACAACAUUAGACGAACAUGAUCAAAAUCAUUCGUUAAAAUUCGCUAUCAGUGUUGUCAUUGAGUACAUUCGUUCGUUAAAUGAUUAUAAUAUCUCGGUUCAAUAUUUUAUCUACGAAUUAUUGGUUAAUUUAUUAGUAAGAAAUAAUCAAUUUUUUCAGCUACAACAGUUAAUUCAAUAUCAAGUGUUGACUGAUUCCUUGCAACUCGCUUGUCUGCUUCUAUCGCUCUCGAACACUCAACAGCCAACAACGCAACUAGCACUUGAUAUGCUUAAACGUUUGACGAAUGCUAAUGAAGAAAUAGUCGAGAUUCUCCUUGGCCAUAAUUUUAUCAUCGAAGCUCUGCAUUUCUGCAUCGAUCAUCUGCCGAUCACUCGAACAUUAGCACGUAAACUUUUAGAAGCGGCAAUUAAAUCCGAUGAACUUCUGUCGUCGACGACAUCCAAUCAGAAGAUUCUUUUUUAUACUGUUUAUACAUUCUUUGAAGAAUAUUUUCAACGUACAACAACUAUUAGUGCUUUAGCUCAAUCGACAAGUAAUAAUGAACAAAAAGAUGAACUUGAAAUGUUUAAAUCCCUAUUUAAUUUACACUUUCGUAAUCAAGAAUCAGAUGUGCCCAAUAUUCAGUGA
Messenger RNA from Adineta ricciae, 3015 nucleotides. The record is from the annotation of a GenBank genome assembly. NCBI's taxonomy places the organism in Eukaryota, Metazoa, Rotifera, Eurotatoria, Adinetida, Adinetidae.